ACCCAAAAAACAAAAACAAAAACAAAAUCACACAAAACACAAAAGAUCAUUGCUUUUCUUCUCUUACAAUUAUUGGUGGUGGCUCUUCAACAGUCUUCUUGCUUUGCCUCUGAUACAUAUGAUAAUGGACUCCAUGGAUCCUUCUCGAGCUUUUGUCAGGAAUGUCAAGCGUCUCAUUGUUAAGGUUGGAACAGCUGUGGUUACUCGAGGGGAUGGAAGAUUAGCACUUGGCAGACUAGGGGCUCUCUGUGAGCAGCUUAAACAAUUGAACUCUGGAGGCUAUGAGGUCAUUUUGGUGACUUCAGGUGCAGUUGGCCUUGGACGCCAAAGGCUUAGAUACCGGAGAGUGGCUAACAGCAGCUUUGCUGAUCUCCAAAAUCCGCAUAAUGGCUUUGAUGGAAAGGCAUGUGCAGCUGUAGGGCAGAGCAGUCUCAUGGCUCUUUAUGAUACCAUGUUCAGCCAGCUUGAUGUGACUUCUUCUCAACUUCUUGUGACGGAUGGCGUUUUUAGGGAUAAAGGUUUCAGGCAGCAACUUUCUGACACUGUGACCUCAUUAUUAGAUCUGCGGGUUAUUCCUAUUUUCAAUGAAAAUGAUGCAGUGAGUGAUAGGAAAGCACCAUACCAGGAUUCUUCUGGUAUAUUUUGGGAUAACGACAGUUUGGCAGGUCUAUUGGCUAUGGAACUAAAAGCUGACCUUCUUGUUUUGUUGAGUGAUGUGGAGGGCCUGUAUAGUGGUCCUCCAAAUGACCCAAAAUCCAAGCUAAUCCAUACAUAUGUCAAAGAGAAACAUCAAGGGGAAAUAACAUUUGGAGACAAGUCCAGGCUGGGAAGAGGGGGUAUGACUGCCAAAGUUAAUGCUGCUACUUGUGCAGCUGAUGCUGGUAUACCUGUUGUUAUUACUAGUGGCAAAGCCACAGACAACAUCUUAAAAGUACUUCAAGGAGAGCGUAUUGGUACUCUUUUUCACCAAGAUGCACAUUUAUGGACUCUAGUUGGAGAUCAAGUUGGUGCACGUGAGAUGGCAGUUGCAGCUCGGGAAUGUUCUAGACGGCUUCAAGCCUUAGAAGCUCAUGAAAGGAGGAAAAUAUUGCUGGACAUAGCUGAUGCUUUGGAGGCAAAUAUAAGUGUGAUUAUGGCUGAGAAUGAAGCUGAUGUUGCUGCUGCAGAGGAGUCUGGAUAUGAGACGUCACUAGUGUCUCGUUUGGCUCUUGAACCCAAAAAGAUCUGCGCUCUUGCAGAAUCUGUUCGCAAACUUGCAGAGAUGGAAGAACCUGUUGGUCGCGCUUUAAGUAGAACAGAGCUUGCAGAUGGGCUCAUUUUAGAGAAAAGAUCAUGUCCUUUGGGUGUCAUUCUGGUUAUUUUUGAGUCUCGACCUGAUGCUCUAGUUCAGAUAGCUUCACUAGCAAUUCGAAGUGGGAAUGGUCUACUGCUUAAAGGAGGGAAAGAAGCCAAGCGAUCAAAUGCAAUAUUGCACCAGGUCAUUUGUUCAGCUAUCCCAGAUACUGUUGGUGACAAACUUAUUGGACUUGUGAUUUCAAGAGAGGAGAUUCCUGAUCUGCUCAAGCUUGAUGAUGUAAUAGAUCUUGUGAUUCCCAGAGGCAGUAAUAUGCUUGUUUCUAAAGUCAAGAGUUCGACGAAAAUUCCUGUUCUUGGUCAUGCUGAUGGAAUUUGUCAUGUUUAUGUUGAUAAGUCGGCUAAUAUGGAUAUGGCAAAACGUAUUCUUCAUGAUGCGAAGACAGAUUAUCCUGCAGCCUGUAAUUCAAUGGAAACACUUAUUGUGCACAAAGAUUUGCUUAGUAAUGGUGGGCUCAAUGAACUUAUUUUUGAUCUCCAACGCGAAGCUGUUACUCUAUAUGGUGGACCAAGAGCAAGCAGUUUGUUAAAUAUUGCAGAGGCAUGUUCAUUGCAUCAUGAGUACAGUUCAAUGGCUUGCACAAUUGAAAUUGUGGACGAUGUGUUUGCUGCCAUUGAUCACAUACAUCAAUAUGGAAGUGCUCAUACUGAUUGCAUCAUUACAGAAGAUACUGAAGUUGCUGAAAUUUUCCUACAACAAGUUGACAGUGCUGCAGUAUUCCAUAAUGCAAGUACCCGAUUCUGUGAUGGAUCACGAUUUGGAUUUGGCGCAGAGGUUGGCAUAAGUACGAGCAGGAUUCAUGCUAGAGGUCCUGUGGGAAUUGAAGGACUAUUAACAAUACGAUGGGUUUUGAGGGGGAGAGGGCAGGUGGUUGAUGGUGGUAAUGGAGUUACUUUCACACACAAGGAUCUCCCUCUAGAUUCCUAGUUGAGCAGGAAAAAAAUAAAAAAAGUUCAGGCACUGCAAAUUAUGGAUGUUUACCUUGUCAUGCUUUGUAUUAGUUUCUAUGAUAAAAGAAUUAUUCCCCUUUCUCGAUUCUGUUAAUCAGGAUCACUUUGGGGGCAAAACUUGUGUGUAAGGUUCCUUUUUUAAAUAAAUGAUUUUUAACCAUUCA
Quercus robur (English oak) is the source of this 2468-nucleotide messenger RNA. Its product is annotated as delta-1-pyrroline-5-carboxylate synthase-like. Lineage: Eukaryota; Viridiplantae; Streptophyta; Magnoliopsida; Fagales; Fagaceae. The transcript is spliced from 20 exons. Gene Ontology annotation, molecular function: glutamate 5-kinase activity; ATP binding; glutamate-5-semialdehyde dehydrogenase (NADP+) activity. Bases 119 to 2281 code for a protein of 720 amino acids. The record is from RefSeq and is a predicted model, not a curated record. Gene Ontology annotation, cellular component: cytoplasm.